Molecule: messenger RNA, 4200 nt
Organism: Symbiodinium natans
Lineage: Eukaryota; Dinophyceae; Suessiales; Symbiodiniaceae
Source: the annotation of a GenBank genome assembly
AUGAGUGCGUCAGAACAAGAAGAGCAAAAUGACUCAGGCUUGUCCCAGGGCAGCUACUCACCGAGAUUGGACGAGAAUGCCCUGGCUGAAGAAGAUGCAGGGGCUAUUGCCGAAAGCGGGAUGCAACUUGACGAGUUCAUUGCUCAACUUGGUGCGUGGGGCUCUGCCAUGGAGGAGAACAUGCAGCAAACCAUGUGGGAAAGCGCAUUGGAGGCGGAAAGGCUGGAGCAACAAUUGCAGGAACGGCCUGCUCCUCCGGACAUAUUCUUCGAAGUGUCAACGCCACACGAGUCGUUGCCUCUUCUCGACCUCGGCGAGCAGGAGGAUCCCGGCCGUGAAGCGAUCGAGCUGGACUCCGGCCUUGAAGAAGUCAAUUCGUUCCUGGCGCAGAUGGCAGCAGAGGCUCGCUCUGCGCUGCAGGAGGAGCGUGUGAAGCUGUUCAGCCGUGGAGGCCCUGGGGAGCAGUCAGAGAAGGUUGCCUCUGAGGAGUCACUUCAGCCGGCCGUGCACGAAGAGGCCGAGGCUUCUGUCGAACUCCGCAGUGCACCACUAGCGGAUUCGUCAAAUACAGGCCGUGGUGCCCCAGUGGCAGAGACACUGACUUUGCCGGCUGAGACAGCCCAACUGGCUGCGUUCGAUUCUUCUGCUGAGGCUCUUCAGAGCAUCGAAGACGAGCGGCUAGCAUGUCUUGAGGAACUCGAGCGGGAGCAUGAGGCCUUUGUUGAACAAAUGCGACAAGAAGAGGAAGACAUCCGCUGCGAGGAGGUACGAGUGCGUGAGGAGGUGCGCAUGCAUCGAGAGGAACUCCUAUGCCGAGAGUUUUAUCGGGAAGAGAGUACCGCCCAGAGACGUGACCGUCGCAAGAUGUGGAUCGAAGACAAGCAUAGCAGCCAUGUCCGAGACGAGGAGCGCCAGAUGCUGGAAAAUGCGGAGCGCGCCAAAGAAGCCGCAGAGCGGCAAAGAUUUGCAGCAGAAGAAGCACUUGCGGCAGCAAUACGAAGGAGAGAUCAUGAAAGGCGAGAAGCAGCAACCAUGGCCGCAGAGGAUGAGCUGUCAGCAGCAUGGCGUGAAGCAUUGCGCCUCACUGCUGAGAGCCAACGCUUCGCAGCUGCAGAUGCAGAGUCGUUCUUGUGGAGGGAGAUCUGCCGAGAGGCAGCGGAGUCCAGACAAAUGGCUUCAGAAGAUCAGCGAUCGUCAAUGCUGCGGCUUUGCGAUUUCAAGCCCGUGGUUCCCAUCGACCGGCAGGUAGCCUGCCCCGUGGACGCCGUGGCCCCUGACUUGUCGGUGUUGGCACAGAUGGUGAUGCCUGGUCCCCCGAAGCCGACACAACAAGAUCACCAUGAAGGUUCCAGCUGGCCUGCUCAGUUCAACAACGCGCUGAACCCAUGGGACUCCAGUAGUAUUGCAGAGCCUGCUGUGAAAAGCGGCAUGAAGUCCAAGGAGGCCACUACGUGUGGCAGCUUGAUGUGCUUGCAGCUGUGGGAGGGCAACUCGCGAUGCAAAGGUCCCACAGGUAAGGGCUUCAAUCGCAAGCGGCCACCCAAACCCUGGAGUCGUCCUCCAGACGACCAGAAGUCAGAGCAGCCGGGCCGACAGUCGAUCUCAGAAGACCUGGGUUUGGACGGCCUCGCAGGCCUUGAGGAUGGGGGCUCGGCCGUGGACUUGGUGCGGCUGGAGAUCCGCAUGGAAGGCCUAGAGCAGCUCCCCGCGCUGUCAAGAGUGCCUCACCUGCGUAUUCUGGUGCUCAGCGGCAACAAGAUUUCAAACCUGGAAGACUUGCGUGGCUGUCCCAAGCUUGAGGAGUUAGUCCUUUGCCAAAAUGCCCUGACAUCAUUGGAUGGGCUGCGGCACCUAAGGCACCUCUCAGUCCUCAAAGCCACCAUGAAUGCAAUCACGGAUGCAGAGGAUCUGGCGCAACUUCCACAGCUUCGCGUUGUGGACCUCAGCAAGAACCGUUUGACCUCAGUGCAACUUUGCGCCAAAGGCUUGGGCAAGCUGGUUCUGUACAGAAACUCCUUGCAUUCGGCAACUUUUUUGCGCGAGCUGCCAUCUUUGACGCAGCUGGAUCUUGGGCGUAACAAGCUCACUGAGCUGGAUUCCGCAAUCUCCGAGUGGAACCCAGUGCUUACAAAAGCCUUCCUCUACGAGAACUGCUUGGCUUCGCUUCCAGAGCUUCAUCUGCCGUUGUUAACGGAUCUCUGGGUCGACAACAACUUGAUCGAGCAGUUGGGACCUCUUGGCUUCUUACCUUCACUGGAACGGCUUCAGGCCAAGCACAAUCGGAUCCGAAAGCUUUCUUUUCCAGUUGCUGCUAGCCCGCUACUGCGGACGUUGGAGCUUGCUUUCAACCAGCUCGACCGCCCUGAGUCUUACAAGGCUGUUGUACCUUUUGCGAGAUUGACGCGUCUACAACUCAAUGACAACCCGCUAGCUGCGGAGAUGAUGGAAGAGUAUCGGCCAUGGGUGUUGAGAAUGGCGCCACAGCUCGAGGAGCUCGACAAUGAGACGGUAAACGAGUCUGAGAGGCGGGAGCUGGACUUGAAGGGCUUUGGCCAAGCAGGGCAGGCCAAGGCAGCUACCUCACUCACGGAGAGAUCUUGGCCGACAUCGCCAUUCGGAGACAAGGCCGGCCUUCACGCUGAAGGCCUCCUAGGCUUGGUGGGAGCUGACGUCGCAAUGAGCCGGCGGCCCCAGAUUUGCCCAACAUCCCCGCCAGAUCAAAACGAACGGUGUGCAGGAAGGAGUACUGGCAUCAGCUGGCAUCAGGCAGUGGUCGACAGAUGGAAGGCUGGCUGGAAGAUGUCUGGCGACAUCGUCUCGGAAGAAAGUGGCUGUCCGAUGUGUGCGCUUGCAGCCUGGUGCGAGAUGUUGAAUGCCGCACGGAGUGCUCCAUUCGUUGCUCAUACCAGGGACGAGCGACGCACUGCCGCGUUGCUAUCCAGCUGCGAAACCAGAGCUCAGCGCCUUCGCCGCUGCGAAGCCCUUUUCGCUUUACGUCGAAGGCAUGACUUUUGGACUGCUUACUUGCAGCUUUGCUUCACGCAGUACGACUGGCUGGUGCCGUGGAGAGCCAAGCAGGGCGCUGUCUGUCGAAGAGCGGCAUUCGAGCUACAAAUACCGGGCUCCGAGAGGUCAUGUCAGACGCUGAUCCUCAAAGUACAGUCUCGUUGGAGAGGAGUCCUUGCACGGAGGGCUGCUGCCCGACUCUGCCUUGAACGAGUGUGCGAGGCAAUAUCACCAGGGCAUCUUCGAUGCAUCAACCGCUUCCAGGCAAUGUGGCGUGGCCAUUCUUCUCGGAACAAUCUCCGGGCUCGUGGCAUGGUGCUACCAGGAGACAAGCACUUGGCCAGGCUAAAGCAGGCUGCCACGCAACUUCAGGCUGCACUCCGUGGCUCGCGUGUGCGUCGAAAGCUGCGCUGGGCCAAAGAAGUGUCGAGGAUGGCGAAUGACGAUUUGGAGGACUGUCCUGAGGUGGAUUUGGAGGAGAUGCUGAGUGAAGCUCGAUCAGUGGCGAAUGCCGACCCUUUCGGCUCCUUGAGUUUGCCGCCGCUCAAGGAAGUACCUCAGGCAUUCGGCAUUACUCACCAGAACGUCAAUGUCGCUGCGCCGGAGCCACUGCCGCGUGGUCCAAUGGUUGCGUGGACGCAGCAGAGUAUUGCUCCAGGCGCCCCGCCGGCUCCAGCAACCAUUGAUGUUGUCAGCGAGAGCGGAAGUGUUGUGGGAUCACCUCACAGCAGCCGUCCGGGCUCAGGCUUUGGUAUUGGUCCACGACGAUCAAGAUCGCUCUCAUCAACAGCUGAAUCUGCCAUGACAGAGCCAGACGGCCAGGGCACUCGCUCACGCGCAGAACAGGCCAAGGAUGAAUGGGGAUUUCAGGACAUCUCCACUGCUCGAGCAUGCUUGGCGGCUCAGAAGCGGAGGCAACCAAGGCCCCCGACACUUCCUGGACAUGGGCCACUGCGGAGCAGUGCCGGCCGGCAACCCGCAGCGAACCUGGCCCAGGCCCGAAAGCAGCCAAGCAGUCAGUCAGCUGGCCCAGCAAAGCGUGGUGGAGGUUGCCAAAAGGCACAAGAUGCCAUCGCUGAGUAUCGGCGCUUGCAGGAGGCGGAAGCUGCGGCCACAUCUACAAGUGUGCCCACAGAGUUCCGUACCGGAUCGCCAAACAGGAAGUUAAUGCGCAGUUCGCAAAGCUUGGGCUGA